Molecule: messenger RNA, 1924 nt
Organism: Pecten maximus
Lineage: Eukaryota; Metazoa; Mollusca; Bivalvia; Pectinida; Pectinidae
Product: SH3 domain-binding glutamic acid-rich-like protein 3
Exons: 4
Coding region: 146-424 (92 amino acids)
Cellular component (GO): cytoplasm
Source: RefSeq, a predicted model, not a curated record
UAGUUUGUCUGGGGGGUAGCCGGAGGGCGCUACCAUAACACAGAAGUAUCUGAUUACCAGGGCUGCUUCUGUUGCUGACUGGACGGAGACUGGAGAGAGUACAGACAUUUUUUUUUCAUCUCUUGGAUAUUUGUGUAUUUUGAAGAUGUCUGUCAAACUGUAUAUGACUUCUGUGUCUCCGAAUAGAAAGAUCUCCCAGAACACAAACAGAAUCAAGCAAGUCCUUGGCAGUAAGAAAAUCCCAUUCGAGGAAAUCGACUUGUACAAAAACCCUGAUUGUAGAAACGAUAUGAUGGAGAAAAGUGGAAACCCAGAAAUACUACCACCUCAACUCUUCAACGGGGACACUUACUGUGGUAGCUUUGAACAGUUUGAUGACGCGUUGGAGGAUGGCCUGUUACUGGAGUUUCUUCGCCUCAAGUGAGCCUAUCUAUUCUGUGCCUGACUGGAUGUUGAUAGACGAAGAAUGAUUUUGGCCUGAAAAGCGUCACAGCCAUAUCAUAUGUUUUGACGUUCAUCGAAUGUCUUCAGAAAUAAUUAUCUCUGUGAGAAAGUGUGAACAGUUUUAUGUAAUGUGUUCAGUUUAUCCAGUCACCUUCGUCAACAGCUCAAAUCAAUGGGUAGCGGAUUAGAUAUAUUGUAAGUUUUUAAUAUCUUAAACAUGAAGGCAAAUAGCCCUGGGUAGCGGAUUAGAUAUAUUGUAAGUUUUUAAUAUCUUAAACAUGAAGGCAAAUAGCCCUGACACGUAUUUCCUAUUAUUGUAGAUUAUGUUUUCUCGUGUGUUAUUUAAUUUCGCACGCAAUUCUCAUUCCAGCCACGAGAAGGAAUAUUUGAUAUUUUAAACACAAAUUGAUACAUUGGUAAAUUUGGGGUAUGUGACAUUCAGUGAUAUUUUUGAAGACUCGUUAUUUCUGUUGUAAUAUGAACGGUAAAACUGUAUUAUAUCAGGUAGGUGACGGUGACUGGGUACUCGGAUAGAGAGAGAGAGAGAGGGAUGACAAAAGAAAAUACAUUUACCUUUACAAUUUACAUGCACACUUUUUCGUUGCGUAAUUAUUUAUACCUGUAAGUUAUACUGGAUUAGAUAUACGACGAGAGAAAACUGACUUAUUGUCACGUGAACUAAGUAGAGAAGUAAGCAGUACAAUUAAGUAGGUGUGAAAUGACACACAGUAUACAUAUCUAUUGUCCUUGGAACUUUUAGUUCGCUUUGUUAUUAAUUAUGUCUAGUCUUACCAUGCUACCUUGUCGACUGUUUAUACAGUCUUGGCUUACUAUUGGGAACAAAUUUGUGUCAAAUACCAUUUAGUUAAUAUUUCCCUUUCGUCUUAAAUUUCCAAGUGGACGUUGUGAGUCGUAUAGAGUUUGAUUGUUCAAUGAAAAGCGGUCCGUGGUCGAUUUUAUAAUAAUAUAUGUUUAUAUAUAUAUAUACGUAUCAUUGUAAAUUUCUGUAAUGUCAUGUCCGACCAGACACGAAGCAAAUCAGUUUACUGUACACGUACUAAUAUUGACGUGCGCAUUUAAGCGCAUUGUCACGUAUCAACAUAUUAGCACAAUGAUAAUUUUGCGCACCCGUAUAUUAAUUGCUAUAUGGUAUAAUUAAUGCAGUCAUAAUUAAGCGAAAUGCUUAAAGCGCAAAAUGCGCUAAAAUAAUUCAAUUCAAUUAUUUCUGCAUUUGUCGAUACAAAUCAAUUCAAAGGCAAAGUAACCUACAUGUAGCAAACAACACAUACAUGAUGAAUCAUAUCGAUACAACAACCAUUGAACUCAGAAGUAUAUGGACAGUGCUGUUUUGGUAGAUCGCCUUAAUAUUACCGCUAAUAUAUUUAUUAUAUAAUUUUCUGUGACGUCAGUUAUCCGUGAGAGUUUGUAUAUGUGUAUAUCUGGUGGUCCAUGUAGAAUAAACUAUAAAUAUUUCUAAUUA